AUGGGUGGGAAGCAAUCCUCUUCUUCUACUUCGUGCUAUAACGAGAAGAGGAAGCUCCGCAAAGGAUUGUGGUCGCCCGAGGAAGACGAGAAGCUGGUGCAAUGCAUCACAAAGUUUGGGCAUGGCUCAUGGAGCAAUGUUCCCAGACAAGCUGGAUUGGAUCGCUGCGGCAAGAGCUGCCGGCUUCGAUGGAUAAACUACCUUCGCCCUGACUUGAAACGAGGUGGUUUUGGCGAGCACGAAGAGCAACUCAUCAUCGAUCUCCAUGCCAUCGUUGGUAACAGAUGGUCACACAUUGCCCGGCAACUGCCCGGAAGAACAGACAACGAGAUAAAAAACUUCUGGAACUCGGUGAUCAAGAAGAAACUACGGAAGAUGGGCAUCGACCCAAAAACUCACGCGCAGAUCACGUCACCCUCGAUGACCUCGCCACAAUUCAGCAGCAGUGAGCUCAUUAUCACCGAUGAUCAUCAGCAGAGUUUCGACGACCCCUCGGGUGUCAUAAGCAGCUUCAUGAAUCACGCUCCAUUCUCAUUCCAACAAGAUCAUCAAGAUCCUUCCACUUGUGCCACCAGCAAUCUUGUCGUGCUGCAUGGCUCCUCGUCCGGAUCCCGCGAUCAAGAGCUUGCUGGAGCCUCGAGCUCGGCUCUAGUCGAUCAUCGAUUUUACGACCCAGCAGAAGCAAUGGAUUACAACUGCGCGGAUUUCAACCAGGGUGGUGAUGAACGCCAUGUGAAUCAAGAUUCGUCUUUGCCCGCCAUGUCAUGCACUGUACAAAGUUUAGCAUACACCGGAGAUUUUCCAGGCGAGGCUUUGCUCUCGCCGCCUCUCCUGGAUUGCUUCCAUCGCGAAGAGCAGCACGAAGACGAGCAACCAUUUGUUCUUCCCGCAAAUGCCACUAGCUACAACGCAGGGGAGUAUUAUCCCCUUGGCUUUCACCAGGCAUUCAUGUGAUUACAAGUUGAUACAAAAUCUAUAAACUCGGCUCAGAUUUAAGCUUGUAAAUUCACGAGAAUACAUAAAAAAAAGCUAGUUUGUCACAAAGUAUAAAUCUCUAUCACUCCAGUGUCUAGCCUUUUCCGUUUGCGUUGGACUGUUUUGUGUAGUGGCAAAGU
Messenger RNA from Selaginella moellendorffii, 1115 nucleotides. RefSeq names its product myb-related protein Hv1. The record is from RefSeq and is a predicted model, not a curated record. The coding region runs from base 1 to 954 and encodes 317 amino acids. NCBI's taxonomy places the organism in Eukaryota, Viridiplantae, Streptophyta, Lycopodiopsida, Selaginellales, Selaginellaceae. The transcript has 3 exons.